GUACGACCACGACGUGCGCCGCGAUACUUUAGCUGAUUCCGCACGGCGAGCCGCUGCACUACGGUCCCUGCGCGCCCUGCAAGAGUCCUCGGCCGCUCCUGCACCGCGCCCCACGAUCUCCGAGGAUCCUCGGACUUGGCCCAACCGCGGUGAUCUCCUCAUGUCCCCCGAAGCUGCGUCCGCCGCGCCGGAUAACCACUCCAGGCAGAGGCACGCCCGCGCCGCUACCAUAGCGGGCACCGUGCGCACCGCGUCCCAGCGCUCCGACACCGACGCCGGCAGCGGCGAGGGCUCCAGUCGCCCGCCCGCCAAACGCGCCCGCAAGCCGAUCAACUGCGAACCAUGCCGGGCGAGCAAGCUCAAGUGCGACCGGAACCGGCCGUGCUCGUCAUGCGUCCUGCGAGGGACGUCGUCGAUGUGCUAUCAGGACGGCUCUGCGCCGGACCAGAGCGAGGCGGGGCGGAGCAACCCUCAACGGGUCCGCGUAGAUCCUGUGACGGAGUUUGCCCGCGUCAGACGGUCGCUCGCGCUGCUCGAGCAGUAUGUUCUCACUGGCCGCCAGCCCAGUUCCCCACAGCCGGAUCACGAGCUAUCUUUGAUCUCCUCCCCCGCGGACCAAACCGACCGAGUCGCCAAAUCCGAGCCUCCGGAUGCCCCCGCCGUCCUCCAGGACAAGGCCCCGGGCACGCUGCACCGCCAGCCAGGCGGUCUGUACGCGGGCAGCACCUCCGUCGCCACCCAUCUCGCCUCGGCGGAGUCGCGAGAAAGCGCGACCAGCUCCGAACGCUCGAGCGAAGAGCCCGAGGUACCACAGUCCGACUACGAUCGGGAUCUGAUCGCCCUCCUGCCACCCGCAUCGGUCAUCGACAAGCUGAUUUCGUACUAUUUCAAUUAUUGCAACUGGAUAUACCGUCACGUCAACCAGCCCGCAUUCUUGACGGCGUGGGCCGCUUUCAAGGGUGGUCAGUCCAGCGACCGAAUCACGCUCGCGACCGUCUGCGUCAUCCUCGCCAUCGCCACGUAUUAUCUUCCGAAGGGCCACGAGUAUGCCCGGUACGCGACCAGCGUCGAGGAGGACCACGGCUCGGAAUAUUACGAUGUCAUGCGCCAGGCCCUUGAUAGGCACCGCUCCGCGAAUCAAAAAUACACCAUUGAACUCGUCGAGCUCCUGCUCGUCCGCUCCCACUACCUCUACCUUUCCAAGAGCAAGGGCGAGGAGGUAUGGCAGAUCCGCGGCGAGCUGCUCACCAUUGCUACCGCCAUGGGCCUCCACCGUAAUCCGGACCGCCGCCUUCCCGUAGAUUUCGCGGAACGCCGACGAUGGGCCUGGUGGCAUAUCCUGCUUCUCGAAAGGUGGCAAGCCUUUAUGUUCGGCAGGCCUAUAGGCAUCGCGAAACAUCACUUUGACACCGACCUGCCGUCUUACUGCAAUCCUGCCAUCGAUCCGACGGGCAGGCUAUACCUCCCUAACCUUGCCAUCAUCCGACUGGCGUAUAUCCUAGGCGACAUCAUGGACGACGCCGUUUCGCUCCGCCCGGUCUCGCACGACAGAGUGAUGGCCAACGACCACAAGCUGCUCGACUGGCACGACUCGCUUCCGCCCGAACUCCUCCUCGACUCGCUCAGCGUCGCCCGUUCACUGGCCUCGCUAGACACCAGUCACCGCAGGCUGGGCGUGCAGAGCGUUAUCAUCCGCGUCGCCUACCUUCACAUUCGCUUCACGCUCCACCGACAGUACGCAGCCAAGGCCGUCUUGCUCGCGAGUCCGAACCCGGAUGACCACGGAGGGGAGGAGAGGCGCGAGGCAGCGCAGAGCCUGGAUAUCGCCAUACAGGCGGCGGACGAGCUCGUCAGCAUGGUCGUCCAAGCCCGCCCCGACUUCCUCGCCAACUCGGAGCUGGCGGUACCAGGGCAUCUUAACUGGGCCCCGUUCCAUCUUUUUUCGGCGGGAAUGUUCUUUUCCUUCCAGCUCAUCUCGAACCCCGAUGGACCUCAGGCCGGACUCCUUCGUUCGAACAUCAAGCGAAUCGUGGACACGCUCAUACAAUCUCAGACCAUGUCGGUCGCGGACAAGUCCUUAAGGAUAUUGCAAGCGCUCUCACCCUUGUACUCGGACGAGUUUCGCUCCUUGUCUCCGCAAGAACGUAACCACAAAAAGUCGCAGGUGUUGUCUGUGGUCAAGAAGCUCGCUUUCCCGUACCACGAUUCGGCCAAGCAUCUCCGACAGUCGGCUACCUCACCGAGCGGAGGAUCGGGCUCGCCGUCGACGUCCUCUUCCACCAUCUCCCCUGCCGGCAGAGGCUCGAUCUCGCUUCCUGCGUCGCAUACUUCUGUUUCGUCUUCUAUUCCGUCUUCGGGCCCGACGCCGCCGCAUACGUCGCGGAGACCGUCAAAUACACCGACGCCUCGGCGUCCCGAGCAACGGAGCCCACGCAGCGCCAAGCAUGCCCGGCGUCACUCGCCUCCCCUCGCCGGUUCUUCCCAACAGCCACACCACUACCAGCACCAGAUGUCACCCCCGACGCCGUCUCAGCCUCAGCAUCCGUAUUCGUCGCCCCCAAUGGCCGGCGCCACACCCGUGCCAUCGCAUCCACAUUCGUCGGGCGCGGGGCCCUCGUCCGCCUUCACGUAUCAUCACGCCGCACCCCCGCCGCAGCAUAUGGGCAUGCAAGCCUCGGCGUCGAUGCCGUCGAUGGGUGGCGGUGGAUACGAGCCGCACGUGAUGGCUUCUCAGUCGAUGGGCAAUAUGGCUCAACAGGCGGCCUACGCUGCGCCUCAGCCCCAGGACUACGGCGGCAUGAACGGCCAGGCGUACGGCCAGAGCUUGCGCCACAACAUGACGUUCGAUGGGCAGGGCGUCCCCGCGCCCGAGUUGGGCCCCGGCAUGGGCAUGGUCUGGGGCGCGAACGUGGGCUUUGCGGAGGGCGAAUGGUCGCAAUUUCUGUCGACGAUGGAACAGGACUUUGGAAGUUUGCCUCAUUCUUAA
Punctularia strigosozonata HHB-11173 SS5 is the source of this 2986-nucleotide messenger RNA. RefSeq lists its product as uncharacterized. NCBI's taxonomy places the organism in Eukaryota, Fungi, Basidiomycota, Agaricomycetes, Corticiales, Punctulariaceae. Gene Ontology annotation, biological process: DNA-templated transcription; regulation of DNA-templated transcription. Gene Ontology annotation, molecular function: zinc ion binding; DNA-binding transcription factor activity, RNA polymerase II-specific; DNA binding. The coding region runs from base 161 to 2986 and encodes 941 amino acids. The record is from RefSeq and is a predicted model, not a curated record. The transcript is spliced from 7 exons.